GAGAGGGCGCCGUUGUCGCCCGCGCCUCCUCCACCACGUGUUCACGUCUGUGUGAGUGACUCCUUGUUCCGUGUCAAUACGCGUUCGCCGGUGCGAUGCGUGUCUAGCAUAGGAAUCGUCCGAUUGUCUGUCGUGUGUAAAUAAUUCCAAGAUGGGCUAACCACCGGGACGAUGACUCCGAAAGUGCGGAAACGGUUUUAAUAGUCUUCCGGUGGCCUUCGGUGACUUUUGUGAGAUGAAAUAGUGUCAAAGAUGGAUGACAGCUCGCCGGAUUUGUCGCUGAAGCUGCGACGAGGGUCCAGCGACUCCCGGGAGUCGUUCUAUAUGGACUUCGCCCAGGGGAUCGAUUCGGACAUUGAGGAGGUGACGACGAUAGAGAGGGUGAUCCCUGAGCACCCUGGAGGGCGCACUGAGGGCGAUGCUGACACGCUCGCCACGCCAUCCGGGCUUGAGGAGAACAAGGACUUCGGACAAUGCUGCUACUCGAUCCCGGCAAACAACAUGUCAGGCGGCUCCCACGUGUCUCGGGGCACGUUCGCGGAGUCCGAGAUAUCCGGGGGCAGCGCCCCGCCGCUACCGAGCCCGGCCUCCGCGGGGGCUGCGCUGGUGUCUCCGGAGACCCUAAGCCGGCACAGCAGCCCCCCGCCCAUACCGCAGCACCCCAUACACCAGCAGCCGGCGCCGUCUUGCUCCUCGCAUCGCGUGCAUAUGGAAUCGCCUAUGAGGUUAUCCAGUCCGCCAUCGCUAUCGCUGGGCGGGUCCCUCUCGUUGCAGCCGGUGCUGUACGGACCGCCGGGAGGUGCGCACGCGCCGCUACCCCCCGCCCGACGCCCCUCGCGCCCCUCGAAUGUGCAGCCUGUACAUGUUAUUAGCGCAGGGGACGCUUUAGCUACGACCCUGUCAGCGUUGUACGGCAAGCUGCUCGUUGUGAUGGGAGUGGCCUUCCCCAUGGCUGAAGUCAUCUCCACAUACAUUCCACCUUCCUUUUACGAGGGCUUCUAUUUGUACCUGUACAUCGGUAGCAUGGUGUUCCUCCUCUAUAUGUAUGCGGCACUGGUGAGGGACAGGUCACGCAACGCAGCGGACAACACCGUGGUAACCAAAUCAGAUUCCAGUCCGUCGCCAUCAGAGUCAGAUUCGUGCUCUUCGCGCACGGAGCGGAGCACGGCGACGCCGCCCGUGCCGCCGCAGCUCAGCACGAAGCGCCUCUCGCUCGGGUUUGCACUAGCGACUACAUCAGGCGUGCGCACGCACCAUUAUGGCAGCUUCUACCUCAGGAUGGGCGCUGUUGCAUUCGGCAUUGGGUCAAUGAUCUACUCCGGACUGGAGUUUGGCCAGUAUUGGGAGCUGGAGAGGAACACCAACUGCCACAAUGUGCUGCUGGCGCUGACGCCAGCGACACGCAUGGCCUUUAUCUUCAUACAGAUGUACUUCAUCUUUCUUAACAAUGAGAUGAAAGUAUACAAACACAAGAUAGUGGCUCGGUUUGGUCUGAUGCACAUGGUGGGGACGAACCUUAGUGUGUGGUUGAAUGUGCUCGUACAGGAGACCAAGCACGAGAUCCUCACCUUCUACGACCCUGAGAACAAGACCAUUGGCAUCUCACAUCGACUCGCGUUCCAGAAGGCGUUUGCUCCUGGGCUGUCAACGGAGGUGCCAGCGUCACACCCAGCCGCCGCACACUUACGCGUCCCGCGCGGCCUGAAAGGACCCCACCAUAUCUUCGAGUGCCGGCGCACCAACAUCAUGGGAUCCCUCGUCCAGGAUGCGUCCCCCUUCCUCUUCCCAUGCACCAUUGAAUACUCACUCAUAUGUGCUGCCAUCCUAUACGUUAUGUGGAAGAACAUCUCCAAAUAUCCCUCUAAAGACGUCGCAGCUGCAAUCGCUAAAGCCCGCCUCCUCGAAGGCCUGGCGUAUAAGAAAUCUCCCCAUUUAUACAGCGUCGACUGCGCCAGAGCACACAAAGGCCUCUUCUUCGGUAUUCUAGUCCUAGUGCUAACGAUAAUAUCACUAAUUUUAUUCUUCGUUUUAGUAUCAAGGAAGGAAUAUGCAACUUUAGCAGUUGUGGAAGUCAAUCUUUGUGAAUUAGCGUUGUACGCUAUGACAACACUCGCCAGUUUGGCUGGCAUGGUUUGCGUCAGGAACCUCAAAUAUGACGGCAACAGAAACCUUGAGUUGGACAACAUUCUGCUCGUCGGAGCUCAAACUGGCAUGUUCAUCUAUGGAACCUUCACCAUUAUUGGCGGUCAUUUCACCAUUGAAAAGAACACCAUUCUGAUAUUGGUGACAGCGUUGUCCUCGUUGAUUCAGACGACGUGCCAGACGAUGUUUAUAUUGGAUGCCAGUCGAAGGUCAGCAAAAACCCCAGAGCAGCUGAGGAAGAAACCUGGCAGGGAGAUCGUGACGUUCCUCUUGGUCACUAACCUUGCAAUGUGGGCCAUUAAUACUCUGGAGAAGUCUCGCGCGGAGUCGCACCCGGUACAGCUGCAUUUCUACGGGCUGUGGGCGUGGACCAUCAUAACUCACGUGUCCAUGCCUUUGGCCAUAUUCUACAGGUUCCAUUCUACAGUAUGCUUGUGUGAGAUCUGGAAACGUGCCUACAAAAUGAAGCCCGCCUACAUGUAGCGACCGGCGCACAGGUACUAAUGUGCUGUCUCAUCAAUGAACUAUGGUACUCUUUCGAUUAUCGUAGAAAAGUGAAGUAGUUGGGUGUUAAUAGUGCCAUAGAGUCGAAACUGAGUGGAUACCGGAUCCCAAAUAUAUGUCAGCUAGUUGUAUGAUAUUAUCACGUGUAUAGAACAUUAAAUAUAUCACAUUUCCCGAUAUAUUGUAAUUAAUUUGUGUUUAUCCGGUGUGCACUUACCUACCCAUGUUGGUUUUGAAGUUGACUGCUUUAAUGUUAAGUUAUUGUAUUUAAAUAUUUUAAAGUGUUAUUUAUUUGUAGCUUUAUUAAACGCUUUAACUACUGAUAUGUUGAUGAAGAUAUUUAACUAAGACAGUAUUUCUGUAGACGGGUUGGCCUUUAUUUUAGCGCGUAAUUAUUUAGCUGUUACUUUUUCUGCAAUCCUAGUGUAUAGUGUUCUGUUACAUCUGUGACUCUAAUAAUAUUAUGAUGUAAGUUCUUGUGUUCAUAUUUCGAUUCGAUUUAAGCGUAAUCAGUGAAACAAAAAAUAUAAUGUAACGUUUAGUAGACUUUGCAUCUACAUUCCACACUAUAUUUUCGAGCACAUGGAUUCAAACAAAUGUCUUCCAAUAGGUUACGUUUUUUUACACAUUUUUCAUCAAGUUCAUCCUUUCUGAAACAUUUACCAGCUGUAGUAUUUUUUGGAGUUUCAUUGGGAACAAUAACGUCGACCUAAUCAUAUUUUUUCGAAAAAUUAUUGAAACCUAAACCGUAAUAAAAUACGUUUUUGAUAAAGCAUAGUCUGAUCAGAUUUUUAGAGAUUUGUAGCAAUAUUUUUGCGAUGAGAAAGUAAGUAGUGUCAGUAUUUUGGAUAAAGUUUUUAAACUGUAGCGUUAUAUUAAGUACCGAGGACCCAAUAGUUAGGCAAAAAGUAACACCAUAUUUUAUAUUAUGAAGUAGGAAAUACGGAGCUUAUUACCUGGAUAGUCCGAUAGAAUGAGUAGAUCUUUCUGGAGUCUUAGCCAAGUUGCAAACGAUUACGAAAAGCGACAGUAUAAUGUCAAGCCUAUACACUGUCGUUUUUCGUACUCGUUUGCAACUUGGUUAGAACCCUUGAGUUGGUAACACAGCAUGAUAGAUGAUGACUAUGUUUUUGAUAGACUUAGCUAUUUCGUCCAGUGUUUUACGCAUUUUAAUUUUAUAUGCAGUUUUAUUUACAAACAGAUGUAAGUAUUUUACAAAUUGUAAGAAGUUGAAUGUAAAAAAUAUUCCCACAAAAUUAUUAUUCAUCUCCUUGAAAAUGUAACCAUUAACGAAAGUUUCUAUUAUCUAUGCAUGUUCUAAUUUUGAACAGGGGUUAGGAAAGCCUCAUCGAAACAUUUCAAAUUUGACAUUUGCGCUUAUAAAAGUAAGUGCGCAAUGCAAACAAAUGUCAAAUAACAAUAUUGAUGUUGUAGUUAGAUUGCUUCGAUGUGGCCUUUUUAACCCCCCAGAUAGCUAUUUCUUGUAGGGUGUUCUUGCUCAAAUAGCUGAAAAAAGACAAAUAUAUGAAUAAUGUAUCUUUAUUAAUAUACUAUGAAAGGAAAGAUUAAUUGAUGGAAUUGUAGCAAUAACAAUAAUUGUACACAAAUAUCUUGUUUUUGAGUACAGAGUUGUAUUGUCAUUUUCUUUAGAAGUAAGAUUUU
Messenger RNA from Pectinophora gossypiella (pink bollworm), 4308 nucleotides. Its product is annotated as proton channel OtopLc-like. The transcript is spliced from 10 exons. Gene Ontology annotation, cellular component: membrane. The coding region runs from base 253 to 2625 and encodes 790 amino acids. Gene Ontology annotation, biological process: proton transmembrane transport. NCBI's taxonomy places the organism in Eukaryota, Metazoa, Arthropoda, Insecta, Lepidoptera, Gelechiidae. Gene Ontology annotation, molecular function: proton channel activity. The record is from RefSeq and is a predicted model, not a curated record.